Messenger RNA from Rotaria sp. Silwood2, 441 nucleotides. The record is from the annotation of a GenBank genome assembly. NCBI's taxonomy places the organism in Eukaryota, Metazoa, Rotifera, Eurotatoria, Philodinida, Philodinidae.
AUGGCUCAGCGUUUAACCAAAGAAGAAUGUAGGAAAUUAUUUCGACAAUUUGAUAAUGGUAAUGGAAUACUAUCAUUGGCUGAAAUUGAUCGAGCCAUUGUAUAUUGGCAUCCUGAAUUUGGUACUAAUCGUCAAGCAAUGAUUCGUGCUUUUAAGGCAGCUGAUACUAAUGGUACUGGAUUCAUUGAAUUUAAAGAAUUUCGUCGUUUUCUUGACUUAUUAUAUUAUUAUAAUCAAUUAAGUGAUCUAUUUGGACAAUUAGAUUCAAAUAAGGAUAAAAGGAUAAGUUUUAAUGAGUUUAAAAAAGGGCAUGAACUGAUCGGUUAUUCAUGUACAGAUGGAAAUAGCCUGAGACAAGAAUUCAAACGUAUUGAUACUAAUCAUGGUGGAUAUAUUUUAUUUGAUGAAGUUUGUUUAUACCUUAUUUGUAAUAUAUCUUAA